AUGUCCACAACGACAACAAUCCAAGAAGCCGCCGAGGCCACAAACGAGUCCUUCACCGUCGAGGACCUGGUGGACUUCAGCGGCCGGCAGUACGGCGACUGGCGCGAUGAGUUCCACAAGAAUGGCUGCGUCGUGCUCAAGAACGUCAUCAGCCCCGAGAGAGCAAAGUACUACUGCGACAAGCAGAUUGAAUGGCUGAAGAAGUUUGAGCUUGGGUUCGAUGAACACGACGAGAGCACUUGGACAGCAGAGCAUCUGCCCGCAGUGUCCAAGAGGGCUAAUAUGGAAGAACGCAGCAUGUACUUUGCCUACGGCUCCACCCACGAAAAAAUGGCCUGGGAAGCACGCACCGAGCCGGCAGUUAUCGAGAUCUUCGAGAAACUGUGGGAAACCAAAGAGCUACUUUGCUCCUUUGACGGGAUGAACAUCUCUCUUCCACGACGCAAGGAUCUCAAUUGGAGUCCGUGGCCGCACUGCGACCAGAACCCUAACCGGAAAGGAAUGCAAGCCGUCCAAGGCCUGCUGAACUUCGCUCCAAACGGCCCCAAAGACGGCGGGUUAAUGCUCAUGAAAGGCUCUGCGAAACUCUUUGACGAGUUCUUCGCGCAGAAGCGCGAGGCCUAUGACCACGAGGACGCACCGCCGCCUGAGCUCAAGUAUAUGGAUCUGUUCCUGUUCCACCAGAAAGACCUCAAGUGGUUCCAGGACCGGGAAUGCGAGCUUGUCAAGAUCAAUAUGGAGCCUGGGGACUUUGUCCUCUGGGAUUCUAGGACUAUGCACUAUGCUUGCUUGCCGGAGGGGGAUCAGAUCAGACACGUGCAGUAUAUCUGUAUGACGCCAAGACGAUUUGCGACGGAGAAGGCACUCGAACUUAAGAAGAUUUGCUUUGAGAACUAUAUGGGCACGACACAUUGGCCGCAUUGCAACAUCCGUCCAGCGGUAGAGAAGCCCAUGCGCAAUGGCGAGGUCUGUCCCAAGUACCGCACGGAGCCGUUCGAGAGGCCCGAAUUAACGAACACGGUGUUGAAGCUGGCCGGUGUGAAGCCUUACUAG
Aspergillus nidulans FGSC A4 is the source of this 1053-nucleotide messenger RNA. RefSeq lists its product as uncharacterized. The record is from RefSeq and is a predicted model, not a curated record. NCBI's taxonomy places the organism in Eukaryota, Fungi, Ascomycota, Eurotiomycetes, Eurotiales, Aspergillaceae. The transcript is spliced from 4 exons. Bases 1 to 1053 code for a protein of 350 amino acids.